AAAAAGGAGAAAGAAACAAGAUUUUAAAGAGAAAGAGAAGUGGACAAGACUUGUAUGUAUAGUUGGUGAAGACCUACAAGAAUCCAAAACCAAUAAGUAGAUUACAAAUAUUACCAAGUCGCUUACAGCUGUCUCCUUGCCAUCUCCAGCUAAUCAAAAACAUUCCUUUUACUUUCUUGAAUCUAUACAUACAUAUACAUACAUACAACAUUGUAUCUCUAUCUAUCUAUCUAUACUUACAACUAACUGUUUGACAGAGAUGCCAAAUUGCUGGCAAUCUUUUAGUGUGUGUACGUGCACACAGCUCAUCUCCCUCCAGCCUGUCUCUCUUCUUUAACCUUCUCUUCUCUCCUCUAAUAUAUAUAUUUAUAACAUUUUGUUGUUGUUACUAUUUCUUCAAGUUUGAAUCUUUUCUGUGUGCAAAAGGGCUGCAAUGGAUCCCUGUCCUUUUGUGAGGAUUGUGGUGAAGAAUCUUGCUCUGAAGUUUGGAGUCUUGAAAUCAGAUACUUUUUGCUAUUGCAAGAUCAAGUUGAGGGAUUUUGCUACACAGACCUCCAAGAUUUGUGUUGUUCUGCAAGAAAACCAGCAGAUUGAUGACCAGAUUCAUGCUUCUUUCAACUUGAAAAAGUCAGACUUUGAGAAAUUGAUGGAGAAAUCAGGGGUUUCCAAGAGACCCUUUUGUGUUAAGGUUGAGAUUUUUGCUGGGAAAGGUGAAAUUUCAUGUGGGUUUGGAGGGGGGAAGAAGAUAGGGAGUGUUUCUUUGGAUUUGAAGAGUGUGGAGAACAGGGUUUGUGUGAUUCAGAAUGGGUGGGUAGAGAUUGGGAAUGGGGUCAAGUUGAAUUUGAAUGUGAGGAUUGAGCCUGACCCCAGAUUUGUGUUUCAGUUUGAUGGUGAGCCUGAGUGCAGUCCUCAGGUUUUUCAGGUCAAUGGGAAUGUUAGGCAAGCUGUUUUUACUUGUGAAUUUGGUUUCAGAAAUUCGGGCGGUGAGCGCAAUUUGAGAACAAGAUCUAUAGAAUCAGAAUCCAACAAGUCGAGAAGCUGUUUAACAUCACUGCGCAGUGAUAAAGAAAUACACCCAAAAGAGCGAAAAGGAUGGUCAAUUACAAUCCAUGACCUAUCAGGAUCACCUGUCGCUUGUGCAUCAAUGGUGACACCAUUUGUCCCUUCCAGUGGAACUAACCGUGUCUGCCGUUCAAAUCCAGGCGCCUGGCUCAUUCUUACGCCUGGCCAGGCAACCUGGAAGCCAUGGGGCCGUCUUGAGGCAUGGCUCGAAAAGGGUGACCAUCUCGGUUACAAGUUUGAGCACUUUCCUGAUGGCGGUAUUGAUGCCAUCACUCUCACCAAUUCCAAGCUGAGUACAAAAAACGGUGGGAAAUUCAUAAUUGACAACAGUACCGGUCCCUCUCCAAUGAGCACUCCAAGCAGCAGCUUUGAUUCCGGGUCCAUAUCCAGUUCAGAUGUCGGGUCAGGGUCAUGGGCACACUUAUUAUAUCGAGGGUUUGUGAUGUCAUCAACCGUAAUGGGUGGUGGAAAGUGCAGCAAGCCAGAAGUGGAGAUCAGUACACACCAUGUAUCGUGCACGGAAGAUGCAGCUGCUUUUGUUGCUUUAGCAGCUGCAAUGGAUCUAAGCAUGGACGCGUGCAGAUCGUUCUCAAGUAAACUACGAAAGGAGUUAAGGCAACCGGGUCACGAGUAAUCGACUUCCUCAUUCUUGUUUUGAUCAUAGUUAGGCAUUCUAGUCCAGAUUUUCUUGAUUUGUUAAUUAAGUAGCAUAAGUUUUUGGCUUGCUAAAAUUUUCUUCGCAGAGUGUACAGUCAUUUGACAAGAAGGAUUUUGUUCUGAGUGAAAUCUACAUUUUCAUUCAUCUGA
This is a messenger RNA of Daucus carota subsp. sativus, 1869 nucleotides long. RefSeq lists its product as uncharacterized. Lineage: Eukaryota; Viridiplantae; Streptophyta; Magnoliopsida; Apiales; Apiaceae. The transcript is spliced from 2 exons. The record is from RefSeq and is a predicted model, not a curated record. Bases 434 to 1696 code for a protein of 420 amino acids.